UAGAAGUUUAACCAUCCGUGACAGGUCCAAGAUGUCGGGCAAUCAAUUUGAAGACGUGUCUCAUUACAGUUCUUUUCUUUGCGGAAUUUGUUUCGGACAUUUUAACAAACCGAAAGCUCUCCCGUGUCUACACACGUUCUGUGAAAGCUGCCUACACGGCUACGUUGCCAGUCGGUGCGGUGGGCGUGUGCAGUUUCCUUGCCCGGUGUGCAGGCAAAUUAUUUACCUGCCUCAAGAAGGUGUCGGAUCAUUUCCCGAUAACACCAUCAUACUUGGAUUAAUGCAAAAACUCUCUUCAGACAACACAACGGAACCGGUUGAGCUGCCUCCAAGCUAUCAGUCACUUUUUGGCGGGAAGGCAUUUGACGUGGACGGCGGUGAUGACGUUGACGUACUUGGAGCGACGUUACUGACGAGUUUCGGAAGUCAUGGCACUGCGAAUGAUCAGUUCACACACAUUUCCGGUUUGGCUGUGAACCCGUACACCGAUGACGUAGCCGUAGCAGAUUGCAGCUUGAACAAGGUGGCUAUAUAUUCCAUGCGCGGGGAACACAGGUCCACCUUCUUCUGUGAUUGUUCUGUCAGAGACGUGUGCUUCGCUAGAGGCGGGAGCGUCUUUGUGACGGUCAGUCGUUCUGGGUCUGCGAUAGUACGAGAGUAUUCACUGGACGGCAGAGUGUUAGCAUUGCACGGGUCGUUUUACAAGUACGAUAACCCGUGUGGAAUCGCCGUUGAUUCAAGACAGAAAGUUGUUAUUGCAAGUCUGGAAAAAAACUGUAUCCACGUUUUGACUGACAGGCUGAAGCCAUCGAUCAAUUUUGGAUCAAAAGGAGCAGGUGUUAAUCAUUUUUUGCACCCGUAUUAUGUUGCUAUCAACGGUAGAAAUGACAUCAUCGUUUCCGACAGUGGAAACCACAGGGUCAAGGUACACCAAGGUAACGGACAGUUUAUUCUAAAAUUUGGAGGUCAAGGACACGAAGAGGGUCAGAUGUUUUACCCCAUGGGUGUGUGCGUAGAUCGCCACGACAACAUCUACGUGGCUGACGCCAACAACUACAGAGUGCAGGUGUUCAGGUCAGACGGAGUGUUCGUCGCGUGUCCUAUAACUCGUACGUUUGAUCUGGGCCUUGACGUGAAACCCACCAACGUGGCUGUUCACAAUGACACUCUGAUUGUAGCCCUAAGAGGCAGCCGAUUUAGUGAAAUCCGCCUGUACAGGUGGAGCCCGCCAGUGUCUUUGAGGACUCAGAAACCGUCCAUUAGCUCCUUCUGGUGUUGUUGCAGCAGAGAUAUUCCCUACGACGAACUUUAAAGGCACAACAUUUGAUCUGCUAAAUGGACUCAAUAUAUAUAUUGCCUGUAAAUGGAACAUAUUAAAUAUUUUUUGAAGCAUACAUUGCUCAAGCAGGCA
This is a messenger RNA of Gigantopelta aegis, 1411 nucleotides long. Its product is annotated as tripartite motif-containing protein 3-like. Gene Ontology annotation, biological process: protein polyubiquitination; negative regulation of translation; proteasome-mediated ubiquitin-dependent protein catabolic process. Lineage: Eukaryota; Metazoa; Mollusca; Gastropoda; Neomphalida; Peltospiridae. Bases 32 to 1312 code for a protein of 426 amino acids. Gene Ontology annotation, molecular function: ubiquitin protein ligase activity; protein binding; translation repressor activity. The transcript has 2 exons. The record is from RefSeq and is a predicted model, not a curated record.